This is a messenger RNA of Alternaria triticimaculans, 2610 nucleotides long. RefSeq lists its product as uncharacterized. NCBI's taxonomy places the organism in Eukaryota, Fungi, Ascomycota, Dothideomycetes, Pleosporales, Pleosporaceae. The transcript has 4 exons. Gene Ontology annotation, cellular component: synaptonemal complex; cohesin complex. The record is from RefSeq and is a predicted model, not a curated record. Bases 1 to 2610 code for a protein of 869 amino acids. Gene Ontology annotation, molecular function: protein binding; chromatin binding. Gene Ontology annotation, biological process: replication-born double-strand break repair via sister chromatid exchange; synaptonemal complex assembly; mitotic sister chromatid cohesion.
AUGAACAGAAUGAACCCGACUAACGCUGCAGCGCAAUCUACUAUACCUUUUCCAACUAUGCCACUCGAGCUCCGCGAGAUCAUCUACCGUCAUGCGAUACUCCCAGAGGACCUUACUUCUCAGUCUCAGCCCCUGAACUUCGGCCCCGUAGACACCCGGCGUGGAGGCGACCCUUUCUACCUACAGUGGCUCGAACAACUCUGUCGCGUGAACCAAGCCACGCGCGUCGAUGUAUCCCUGUAUCUUCUACGGACGACCGAGUUCUAUCUCAUCUAUCCGGAGCAAGUAGUGCGAUUCACGAUGUUCCUGGAAAGUCUAGGCGAGAACGACCAAGGCUUUGCCGCAAUUCGUAAACUCGAUUUCCAACUCUUUGGCCGCUACCAACCAAUUGCUGGGACUAAGAACACUUACAUCGAGCUCAUGAAGCGAUGCACAGGGCUAACGCAAGUCGCAUUGAAGUUCGAAGUUGGGUACAUGACUAUUGACUCAUGUAACUGGGCUGAGGAUGUUGUUAUCCCUCCUACAACGCUAGGGACCUUUGAUCUAUGGACAUUCGAUCAAACGCGCAUCAGAGAGUUGGAAGAUGUCAUUACAAUUUACCAGUUGGCAGAUCUACUGGAGGUAGAAGGUUUGCAGACGUUGACGAUCGAGGCUUGGCCUAGGAUCAGGGCCAGAAUAUGUGUGUCCAUCGUCUACCGAAAGGACCUCCUAUUCAAGCAGGGUGCGCUUGCGCACGUCUGGCUUGCCUCGAAUCAGCAGAAGAAGCUCACCAAGGCCCAGGUGCUGCAGCACAAGAUCCCAGAGAGUUGCGAGGUCAUUAUCCGACCCGAGGUGGCCGCUGGCGGUCCGCUUGCAUUGCGGUUGAACGCGCAGUUGCUCCUCGGUGAGGUUCGCAUCUACAACAAGAAGGUCAACUACCUCCAGGAUGACUGUCAGGAAGCGCUGUGGAAGAUCAGGAUGGCCUUCCGUCCCGGAAACAUCGAUGCGCCCGCCCAGACUCACGUCGCCAACCCCACAAACCUCAUGCUACAGGAUCAGAUCACCGAUCUCGAUCUGCUGGCUCCCAUGCCCGACCCUUCUUUCCUUCUCUCCCAACCUCUUAGCGGCAGCCUCAACCUCGGCAACACCACAGUCCCCGAUUGGGACAACAGCCAGUUCCUUUCCGGCAGCAUUGAGCAGGCGCGCGGAGAGCCCAUGGAAUUGCCGGAUGACGACCUGAACCUGGACAUUGGAGAGGAUGAUGACUUGGAGCCGACAGCCGCCUACGACGAGGGUACCAGCAUUGAAGUUGGCCGUAACGCACCUUUGGAACGCCGUCGGUCCGAAGAGUUUACCGGGCUAGGCAAAGACAUGAUAGUGGAUGACGAUGAUCUCGGCAUCGACCUUGGCGAAGAUCCUCCCACUGAACUCGCACGCGGCCAUGAACUCAAUUUGGACGAUGACCUGGAUAUUACCAUGGGCGGUAUGGACAUGGACACCGAACUUCCUGCAGGCUCUAUCGCCGGCGACUUCCCUGUGCGACAACGUGAAGAGUCACCGCUCUCCGAGUUGGGAGAGGAGGAGGCCACACGUCUUGAACAGGAGGUUGCCGAACAGAACGUCACCGUGUUUGAGCCAGAGCCAGAGCAGGAAGAGGAAGAAUCAAUCCAUCAAGCCCGCGCCAAGCGCAGGAGGGUCAUUGCAGCUGAUGCCGAAACUAUGAUCUCAAGUCACCAGUUGAGGGAGCAACAGAACAACCGCGAGAAGAUCCUCAAGCCUGCAUCGUUCCUGCCUCGCGACCCUCUUCUGAUGGCUUUGAUGAACAUGCAAAAGUCCGGAGGGUUUGUCUCAAGCAUACUGGGCGACGGGCGAAGCCAAGGAUGGGCUCCAGAGCUUCGAGGUAUCCUUUCCCUAGAAGUUGUCUCACGCCCAGCCCAGAAGCGCAAGCGUGGUGGUGCAAUUGCCGACAACGACGCUACCGAAGACGAGGCCGCAGCCGAAGGAGAGAAGACGCCACAACUGCAGCUGGAAUUUGAGCAGGAUGAGCCGACUUUGGGAGGCGGUGACCUUGGCCUUGGUGGCGACAACGACCCAACGCUUGCGGGAUCCGACGACAUUGUUCAACUUCCUGACGACCCUGGCUUCCAGCAGGUUGGUGAUGACGAAGAGGACAUUUUCUCGCCCGUUCCAGACAACUUCGACGACACAACCGCGCCGCUAGUCCAUCCCGACGAAGCUGGGCCCGUAUCGCUAGGCACAAAGCACGCUGUCCAUUUCUUGCGAGAACAGUUUGGACCCGAAGCUGAAGAGAGCGAGUCGGUACGACAAAAGACCAGCAUCGUUUUUCAGGAUGCCUUCCCAGAGGCCCGCACAUCACGAACAGACGCGACGAAGAUGUUCUUUGAAAUGCUGGUACUGGCGACCAAGGAUGCCAUCAAAGUUGAGCAGCCAGCUAACGAGCUUGGUGGCCCUCUACGCAUUCGCGCUAAGCGUGGCCUUUGGGGACAAUGGGCAGAGACUGGUGCUAGUGGCGAGCUGGCAUCCCAGGCUCAAGCAGCACCUACAGGAGAUCCCGACGCGCCCGCUGAGGCCAUGUUCCAGGGACCACCUGAGGUGUCUGUAUCUGCCUAA